GGGGUCAUUUGGACUGUGCGCCUCGUGGAGUACCUCGUCAACGUCUCCUCCUCCAAACACUUUCACUCUCCAAACCCUGAGCUGCCCUGAAAACACCUUUCUUCACCUUCUCUGGCCCUCCACCUCAAGCCACGAUGUCCACCAAGGCCCCGACCGAGGACGAGAAGUUCCUCUUUGUGGACAAAGACUUUCUGAACAGCCCCAUGGCUCAAGCCGACUGGGCCGCCAAGAAGCUGGUGUGGAUCCCGUCCGAGAGGCACGGCUUCGAGGCCGCCAGCAUCAAGGAGGAGCACGGCGACGAGGUGCUGGUGGAGCUGGCCGACAACGCCAAGAAGGUGACCGUCAACAAGGACGACAUCCAGAAGAUGAACCCGCCCAAGUUCAGCAAGGUGGAGGACAUGGCCGAGCUCACCUGCCUGAACGAGGCCUCGGUGCUGCACAAUAUCCGCGAGAGGUACUUCUCCGGGCUUAUUUAUACGUACUCCGGCCUCUUCUGUGUGGUGGUCAAUCCCUACAAAAUGCUGCCCAUCUACUCAGAGAAGAUCAUUGACAUGUACAAAGGGAAGAAGCGACACGAAGUCCCUCCUCAUAUCUACUCCAUUGCUGAUAACGCCUACAGAAACAUGAUGCAGGACCGUGAGGAUCAGUCUAUUCUCUGCACUGGAGAAUCUGGUGCCGGAAAGACGGAAAACACCAAAAAGGUCAUCCAGUACCUGGCUGUCGUGGCCUCCUCACACAAAGGCAAGAAGGACAGCAGUGUGGGAGAGCUGGAGAAGCAGCUCCUGCAGGCCAAUCCCAUCCUGGAGGCCUUCGGAAACGCUAAAACCAUCAAAAACGACAACUCCUCACGAUUUGGAAAAUUCAUCCGGAUUAACUUUGAUGUGACCGGCUACAUUGUUGGAGCCAACAUUGAGACUUACCUGUUGGAGAAGUCCCGCUGUAUCCGACAGGCGAAGACAGAAAGAGCUUUUCACAUUUUCUACUACAUGAUCGCUGGAGCCAGAGACAAACUGCGAGAGGACCUUCUCCUGGAGCCGUUCAGUAACUACCGCUUCCUGAGCGCAGGCCACGUUCAGAUCCCGGCCCAGCAGGACGACGAGCUGUACGACGAGACCAUGGAGGCCAUGAACAUCAUGGGCUUCACCGAGGAAGAGAGAAUCGAUAUCCUGAAGGUGUGUUCCACAGUCAUGCAGCUGGGAAACAUCGAGUUCAAGAAAGAGAGGAACCAGGAGCAGGCCACCAUGCCAGACAACACAGCGGCCCAGAAGGUGUGUCACCUGCAGGGCAUCAACGUGACGGACUUCACCCGGGCCAUCCUCACCCCUCGCAUCAAAGUGGGCAGAGAAGUGGUGCAGAAGGCACAGACCAAAGAGCAGGCUGAUUUCGCCAUUGAAGCUUUGGCGAAGGCCAUAUUCGAGCGUCUGUUUCGCUGGAUCCUGGGCCGGGUCAACAAAGCUCUGGACAAGACCAAACGCCAGGGAGCCUCCUUCCUGGGAAUCCUCGACAUCGCCGGCUUUGAGAUCUUUGAGGAUAACUCCUUCGAGCAGCUGUGCAUCAACUACACCAACGAGAAGCUGCAGCAGCUCUUCAACCACACCAUGUUCAUCCUGGAGCAGGAGGAGUACCAGAGGGAAGGCAUCGAGUGGAACUUCAUCGACUUCGGCCUCGACCUGCAGCCCUGCAUCGAGCUCAUCGAGAGGCCGAACAACCCUCCGGGCGUCCUGGCGCUGCUGGAUGAGGAGUGCUGGUUCCCCAAAGCUACAGACGUCUCCUUUGUGGAGAAACUCAUGAACACACAAGGGAACCACAUCAAGUUCGCCAAAACGAAGCAGCUGAAAGACAAAACCGAGUUCUCCAUUCUUCACUACGCCGGAAGGGUAGACUACAACGCCACCGCCUGGCUGACCAAGAACAUGGACCCUCUGAACGACAACGUCACAGCGCUGCUCAACAACUCCUCCAGCCAGUUUGUGCAAGAUCUCUGGAAAGAUGCGGACAGAGUGGUGGGUCUGGACACCAUCGCCAAGAUGUCAGACAGCUCCAGCUCGGGCGGCUCCAAGACCAAGAAGGGCAUGUUUCGCACGGUGGGGCAACUCUACAAGGAGUCUCUGGCCAAACUCAUGACCACACUGCACAACACCCAGCCCAACUUCGUCCGCUGCAUCAUCCCCAACCACGAGAAGAGGGCGGGGAAGCUGGACGCUCACUUGGUCCUGGAGCAGCUGAGGUGUAACGGCGUGCUGGAGGGAAUCCGAAUCUGUCGGCAGGGUUUUCCAAACAGAAUCGUCUUCCAGGAGUUUCGCCAGCGUUAUGAGAUCUUGGCUGCGAGCGCGAUUCCCAAAGGUUUCAUGGACGGCAAACAAGCCUGCUGCAUCAUGAUCAAACAUCUGGACCUGGAUCCAAACCUGUACAGGAUUGGACAGAGUAAAAUCUUCUUCCGCACGGGAGUGCUGGCCCAGCUAGAGGAGGAGAGAGACCUGAAGAUCACCGUCAUCAUCAUCGCCUUCCAGGCCCAGGCCAGAGGCUUCCUGGCCAGAAAGGCAUUUGCUAAGAGGCAACAGCAGCUGACGGCCAUGAAGGUGAUCCAGAGGAACUGUGCCGCUUACCUCAAACUCAGGAACUGGCAGUGGUGGAGACUCUUCACCAAGGUCAAACCUCUGCUGCAAGUGACCCGACAGGAAGAGGAGAUGAGUCUGAAGGAGGAGGAGCUGGUGAAAGCCAAAGAAACUGCCAUAAAGUAUGAGUCAGAGCUGAAAGAAAUCACCUUGAAACACACAUCGAUCGUGGAGGAGAGGAACGCGCUGCAGGAGCAGCUCCAGGCAGAGACGGAGCUGUACGCCGAGGCGGAGGAGAUGAGGGUCCGCCUGGCGGCGAAGAAGCAGGAGCUGGAGGAGAUCCUCCAUGAGAUGGAGGCCCGGCUGGACGAGGAAGAGGAACGCGCUCAGGCGCUGCUGGUGGACAAGAAGAAGAUGCAGCAGCAGAUGCAGGAAUUGGAGGAACAUUUGGAGGAGGAAGAAGACGCCCGUCAGAAGCUGCAGCUGGAGAAGGUUACCUGCGACGCAAAGAUCAAAAAGAUGGAGGAUGACAUUCUGGUCAUGGAAGACCAGAACAACAAGCUGCUGAAGGAGCGGAAACUGAUGGAGGAGAGAAUUGCAGACUACAGUACCAACCUGGCAGAGGAAGAGGAGAAAUCAAAGAACCUCACUAAGCUGAAAAACAAGCACGAGUCCAUGAUCUCCGAGUUGGAAGUCCGCUUGAAGAAAGAGGAGAAAGGUCGGCAGGAGCUGGACAAGGCCAAGCGCAAGCUGGACGCGGAGUGCAACGACCUCCACGAGCAGAUCAACGACCUUCAGUCCCAGAUUGCCGACCUCAAAGCUCAGCUCGCCAAGAAAGAGGAGGAACUCCAAAACGCUUUGUCCAGGUUAGAAGAUGAGACGGCUCAGAAAAACAACGCUCUGAAAAAGAUCCGAGAGCUGGAGGGACACAUCUCCGACCUGCAGGAAGACCUCGACUCCGAGCGGGCGGCCAGGAAUAAAGCUGAGAAGAUCAAGCGGGACCUCGGCGAGGAGCUGGAAGCCCUCAAGUCCGAGCUGGAGGACACCCUGGACACCACAGCCACACAGCAGGAGCUCCGGGCAAAACGUGAGCAGGAGGUGACUCUGCUGAAGAGAGCCAUGGAGGAGGAGAACCGGACCCACGAGGCUCAGAUACAUGAGAUGAGACAGAAGCACACGCAGGCGGUGGAGGAGCUGACCGAGCAGCUGGAGCAGUCCAAACGAGUGAAGUCCAACCUGGAGAAGGCAAAGCAAGCUCUGGAGAAGGAAACGUCGGAAUUAACCAUGGAGGUGCGCUCGCUGGCACAGGCGAAGCAGGACGGGGAGAACAAGAGGAGGAAGCUGGAGGGUCAGGUGGCGGAUCUGACGUCGCGCCUGGGCGACAGCGACAAGCAGAAGGCCGAGCUGGGAGAGCGCUGCUCGAAGAUCACCAUUGAACUGGAGAGUGUCACAAACUUACUGAAUGAAGCUGAAGGCAAAAACAUCAAACUGAGCAAAGACGUGUCCAGCCUCUCCUCUCAGCUCCAGGACACUCAGGAGCUGCUCACCGAGGAGACGCGUCAGAAACUGCAGUUCUCCACCAAGCUGCGGCAAGCCGAGGACGACAAGAACAGCCUGCAGGAGCAGCUGGAGGAGGAGAUGGAGGCCAAGAGGACGGUGGAGAGACACGUGUCCUCCCUCAACAUCCAGCUCUCAGACGCCAAGAAGAAGAUGGACGAAAUGUCCGGAAACAUCGAGCUGCUGGAGGAAGGGAAGAAGCGUCUGCAGAGGGAUUUAGAGGCGGCCAACACUCAGUUUGAGGAGAAGGCCUCGGCGUACGACAAGCUGGAGAAGACCAAGAACCGGCUGCAGCAGGAGCUGGAGGACACACUGAUGGACCUGGACAACCAGAGGACCGUCGUGUCCAAUCUGGAGAAGAAGCAGAAGAAGUUCGACCAGAUGCUGGCCGAGGAGAAGAGCAUCUCCAGUAAAUAUGCGGAUGAGAGAGACCGUGCAGAAGCCGAGGCCAGAGAGAAGGAGACCAAGGCUCUGUCCCUGGCCAGGGCCCUGGAGGAGGCCCAGGACUCCAGGGAGGAGCUGGAGAGAGCCAACAAGGCCCUGAGAAUAGAGAUGGAGGACCUGAUCAGCUCCAAGGACGACGUGGGGAAAAACGUCCACGAGCUGGAGAAGUCCAAACGGGGCCUGGAGGCCCAGGUGGAGGAGAUGAAAACCCAGCUGGAGGAGCUGGAGGACGAGCUGCAGGCGGCCGAGGACGCCAAGCUGCGUCUGGAGGUCAACAUGCAGGCGCUGAAGGCCCAGUUCGACAGAGACCUCCAGGGGCGCGACGAGAUGGGAGAGGAGAAGAAGAGGCAGCUCAUCAAACAGGUCCGCGAGCUGGAGACGGAGUUGGAGGACGAACGUAAACAGAGGGCCUCUGCCACGGCGGCCAAGAAGAAGCUGGAGACAGACAUCAAGGACCUGGAGGGACAGAUCGAGACGUCCAACAAGGGACGGGAGGAGGCCAUCAAGCAGCUCCGCAAGCUGCAGGCCCAGAUGAAGGACUACCAGAGAGAGCUGGAGGACGCCCACGCUGCCCGGGAGGAGGUGCUGACCACCGCCAAGGAGAGCGAGAAGAAGGCCAAGAGCCUGGAGGCGGAGCUCAUGCAGCUGCAGGAGGAACUGGCUGCAGCCGAGAGGGGGAAGAAGCAGGCGGAGGCCGAACGAGACGAGCUGGCCGACGAGCUGGCCAGCAACUCCUCUGGAAAGUCUGCCCUGGCUGACGAGAAGCGGCGCCUGGAAGCCAGGAUCGCCCAGCUGGAGGAGGAGCUGGAGGAGGAGCAGGGCAGCAUGGAGAUCAUCAACGACCGGCUGAGGAAGAGCACGCAGCAGGUGGAGCAGCUGACCAACGAGCUGCAGAUGGAGCGCACCACCUCCCAGAAGAACGAGAGCGCCCGGCAGCAGAUGGAGCGCCAGAACAAGGAGCUGAAGGCCAAGCUCCAGGAGAUGGAGAACCAGGUCAAGUCCAAGUUCAAGUCCUCCAUCUCCGCCCUGGAGGCCAAAGUGGCGCAGCUGGAGGAACAGCUGGAGCAGGAGAACAGGGACAAGCAGGCGGGAGCCAAGAACUUGCGCCAGAAGGACAAGAAGCUGAAGGAUCUGAUGUUGCAGGUGGAGGAUGAAAGGAAACAGGCGGAGCAGUACAAGGACCAGGCGGAAAAGGCAAACGUUCGCAUGAAGCAGCUGAAGCGGCAGCUGGAGGAGUCGGAGGAGGAGUCUCAGCGCGCCACGGCCGCCCGCAGGAAGCUGCAGCGGGAGCUGGACGAGGCCUCCGAGACCAACGAGGCCAUGAGCCGAGAGGUCACCUCCCUCAAGAACAAACUCAGGCGUGGGAACGAGCCCUCCUUCGGCAGCACGCCCCGGCGCACGGGCGGGGGCCGCAGGGUGGUGGAGGACGCCUCGGAGGAGGAGGCCGACUCCCAGGGCGACUUCAACGGAACCAAGUCGGUGGAGUAAAGGGACGAUGCACAGAAUCCUCGGAACACAGAAUAACCCCAUACGCCCGCUACGCUAUCUAGUCACACACCUCCUCUCGUUUCCAGUCGAGCACCGGCCUUUCUUGUUUCACGGCACCUUUUUUCCCCUCACAGCCAAACGAUCAGGGCUCGUGUGUGAUUUGCUGUUCUUCCUUUUUAUUUCAUUUUAACUGCACUGAAUGUCUUUUUAUUGCGUUUUUUUUUUUUUGUACACAAUAAACAGGUGCCUCUAAUUACCCACACAGAACCUGAAGACUGUAAAUGUGCAGACUUGUCGGUCGUGCCGUUGCCUGUGACUGCUGUUAUCCUCCCUCCACAGCGGCGCUGGAGCGGAUCCAGGCUGGACGAGGUGACGAGAAGUCUCCGCUCUCCAGUCCGCUUCCAGCCAGCGCUGCCGUUUGUACCCCCGAAAAACAGAUAUUUAACUGUACACUGUCUCCUUAACCCACUGUUUUCCAUUUAUUUGCACCGAUUCUGUCCCCAAAUAAGGUUAUUCCAGCUACCCAGACACCACAUCCAGCACCUUCCUUUUAAAUCCUCCCUGUACAUGUUUAAAAGAAAUCUCCACAUCAAACCAGCUCAUUGGAUAAUGUUAUACAUAAUCGACUAAUGUUUACAUGACACCCCUUGUAUCGAUUAACUGUUGAAGCACCUGCACAAGAAAUAAAGAACUU
Messenger RNA from Salarias fasciatus (jewelled blenny), 6738 nucleotides. It is a transcript of the gene myh11a, whose product is annotated as myosin, heavy chain 11a, smooth muscle. The record is from RefSeq and is a predicted model, not a curated record. The transcript has 41 exons. Gene Ontology annotation, molecular function: microfilament motor activity; actin filament binding; ATP binding. Gene Ontology annotation, biological process: actomyosin structure organization. Gene Ontology annotation, cellular component: cytoplasm; myosin filament; myosin II complex. NCBI's taxonomy places the organism in Eukaryota, Metazoa, Chordata, Actinopteri, Blenniiformes, Blenniidae. Bases 135 to 6044 code for a protein of 1969 amino acids.